Molecule: messenger RNA, 1289 nt
Organism: Ipomoea nil (Japanese morning glory)
Lineage: Eukaryota; Viridiplantae; Streptophyta; Magnoliopsida; Solanales; Convolvulaceae
Product: peroxidase P7
Exons: 4
Coding region: 77-1045 (322 amino acids)
Biological process (GO): hydrogen peroxide catabolic process; response to oxidative stress
Molecular function (GO): heme binding; peroxidase activity
Source: RefSeq, a predicted model, not a curated record
GUCCGACACACUUAUCGUCACCCCACUUCUUCUCCCAAACAACCUCGUAGCUUAUAAGGUUGUCAGAGAAGGUUCAAUGGCGGUUUCUGUUAAGGAUAAUAACAUUACUGCUGUUUUGUUGUGUGUUUUGGUGCUUGUUGGGGGCUGUUCCGCUCAGCUUUCGCCUGGGUUUUACUCGAAAUCAUGCCCAAAGCUUUUCCAGACAGUCAACUCUGUUGUGCGCUCUGCAAUCCAGAAAGAGGCUCGCAUGGGCGCCUCUCUCCUUCGCCUCUUCUUCCAUGACUGCUUUGUCAACGGGUGUGAUGGGUCAAUUCUCUUGGACGAUACGUCUUCCUUCACCGGAGAGAAAAGGGCGGCCCCCAACUUCCAGUCGGCUCGUGGAUUUGAGGUCAUUGACCAAAUCAAGUCUGCUGUCGAGAAAGUUUGUCCCGGAGUUGUGUCGUGUGCUGACAUUUUAGCUAUUGCUUCUCGUGACUCAACUGUUACACUUGGAGGGCCUAGUUGGAAUGUGAAACUUGGGAGAAGAGAUGCUAGGACUGCAAGCCAAGCUGCAGCCAACAACAGCAUUCCUCCUCCCACUUCUAACCUCAAUCGCCUCAUCUCCAGCUUCAGUGCCGUUGGCCUCUCGACCAACGACAUGGUUGUUUUAUCAGGCUCACACACAAUUGGACAGGCCCGGUGCACGAACUUCAGGGCAAGAAUAUACAACGAGUCAAACAUAGACUCAUCCUUUGCCCAAUCCAGGAAGGGCAACUGCCCUAGAGCAAGUGGGUCCGGGGACAACAACUUGGCCCCACUCGACCUCCAAACCCCAAUAAAGUUUGACAACAACUACUACGUCAACCUCGUUAACAAAAAGGGUCUUCUCCACUCUGACCAGCAGCUCUUCAAUGGCGUCUCAACAGACUCAACUGUGAGAGGGUACAGCACAAACCCAACAAAAUUCAGCUCAGAUUUCGCAGCCGCCAUGAUCAAGAUGGGUGAUAUCAAACCCCUCACUGGGAACAAUGGAGAGAUCAGGAAGAACUGCAGGAGAAGGAACUAAUUAAUUAAUAUAAUAUAUUAAUCCUAUUAUAAUUACUAUAAUUGUCUGUAAUGGAGAUUUCUGAAGCUUUAGUUUGAUUUUCUUGUGUUAUGUUAAGAACUAUUGAGGUGCAUUGGAAGUGUUGACAGCAAGGUCAGAGGAUAGUUUUUCUUGAGUUAAAGUGUUAAGUGUGUGAUAGUUAAUGGUGUGAUGAAGGUUUUCUAUAUAUAAAAAUCCUUAAUAAAAGUCCCCAUAUUUCUUCAAU